AUAGCAGCCAUUGACAAAAACAAAAUUAAAAAAAAAAUCCGUUCUAUGCAAAUACGUCUUGAUUAAGCUAUUUUCAAAAAUAAUAUGAAAGCAAAAAUCGCCAAGCUAACUGGAAGACAAGCCACUGUCAAUAAACUCAUAACAAAUCUGCAUGUGCAAGUUGGAAAGUUCUAAUAAAACACACUUUGCUCUCAACUUUGAAAUCACUAUUACGGUACUACUAUAUUAGUUAUGUAGUCCUGUUCACAUUCUUUGUUUUCUAUACCGUACUGGUACUAAUCUUAUAUUUAGCUUGCUCCGUUUCUCAGCUACAUCAUCGAUUUGCAAAGUCAACUUCAUUAUUAUGGCAAGACACUACUGUUUUGUGAAUGGAAAAAUAGCCACUUGUUGAAUGAAAUCAAACAGUAACUACCGGUAUGUGUCCAGCAAUUUCAACGGAUAAAACUAGCUGCAUCUUCUUGAAGAUACCCUAUUGUUUCUUCUUUGGCUAACAUGGCUUGAUUAAAAGAAGUACAGAUGACGUCAUUGGUUUUCAUCAUUACCAUGAUAAAGGAGAGAUAAUUAGCAGACAAGAUCAACCUUAUUAUGAAGAGAAGCAACAAUUUGUUGAAAGUAGAGACAUAACAUGGACACCAAAGAAUAAACGUCCAGAGAGAUUGAGAGAUAUGAUUAAAGAAGUAGAAGAAAUGAUAACUCAGUUCAACUGUGUUCAUGUCCGAUGGAGAAAUAGACAAGUCCUACAGCUGUUGCUAAGCAAUGCCUGUAUCAUCACAAUCAUUAUCAGUGGCCACUCUGGAGAUAUAGAGAGGAUAUAUAUUGACAAAUCAUUUGUGGCCAAGCUUAGCUGUGAAACAAUUUGUGAUGCUUACCUCAAUGAUCAAUUCUUUAUUGCUUCUCACAAUAACAUGAGUAAAAUUGAUUUUGCAUACUUCACAAAGAGACCCCCACUCAAUGAAGCUGCUAAACGACUUGAUAAACUUUCAUCUUGGGAACCUAAGAUAAUCCAGUUGGAUAUACCAGGACCGAAAGGUAGGAGGCUAGAUAGAUGUUUUUCAAUCAACACUGCUCAAGAUAUGAUGCUUGUUUGGUGGUCUGUUGGAAGUGGGGAGGCAUGGCCGUGGAGCCCAAUGUCUAGUGACAGAGAAAGGGCUAAUAUCACAAUACUCUCCAUCAAUGGACCAAUGAUCGAAGUUAUGACAUAUUUCAAAACACAGUGUGACCCUAUCCAUGCACAUUUUAGUGCCUUACAGCCUCAUCGUAUAUUUACUAUUGAACAAGAACUAGGUAGUCAUGGUGAGGUGACAGUCAGGGCUUGCACAUAUGAAGUCAUAAGAGGACAGAUCCAGACAGUAGUUGUUGUAAAUAUCCCAUUAAAAAGUACAGUGGUAUGCUUAGCUAGAAAUCCUCAAGAAGACAAACUAUUGCUGGGUCUCUCUGAUGCCUCAUUGGUUUUAUAUGAUGAACACAGGAAGAUUACACUCUUCACAAGAGCCGCCAUUCCACCUGCAAGUAUAUCUUGGCAUCCUACUGGAAAUAUAUUUUUGGUUGUCAGUGCUAGAGCUGAUAUACAGCUCUUUGAUAGAGGAUUUUCAUCCUUAGACAUACAGCUUGUUAGUGAAGAGCACUCACCUGAAAAGUUUUUCAGAAUCAGUAAAUUUUUCAAGACUUCUGUUACACUGAGACAAAUUAGUUGGUGCCCAUUUUCUCCACAAAGUUCAGAGAUGAUGUCUACUUCAAUGGAGGCUGCCUUUCUUUCUUUCAGCAGAGGCCCAGUAGGACUUGCACAGUUCCAUAUAGGUGUCAGGAGCAAGGAGAGAUUCUCUACCCUUGAAAUUGUUAAGGAAUACAUAAAAAAUAAACAAAUUGAUGAGGCUAUCCGUCUUCUAAGCAGCAUGAAUUGGGACAAUGAAAGCCAAUCUUGCUAUGCCUGCUUAUCAGCCAUUGUGAACCACUUACUCAGAAUUCCACUGAACUCCGAGAGAGAAGCUCAGUUGGAAGCUGCUCUAGCAACAUUCUAUGCACCCAAGCCACCAAUGCUAGAGGCUACUAUACUUGAAUACAGAGAACCUAUUAGUCACUUAGCUAGACGAUUUUUUCACCACCUACUUCGAUACAUACGUUUUGACAAAGCUUUUUUAUUGGCAGUGGACAUAGGUGCUAGGGAUUUGUUUAUGGAUAUUCACUAUAUGGCUGCAGAUAAAGGUGAGGCAGCACUAGCAGAAGUAGCCAAACAAAGAGCAGAACAGAUUGAGUCCAAUGGUCUUGACACACUAGAUGCUUUUGAUGUUGAUCCCUUUCUACUAGCCACUGGUCAGUCACAUGGCCGAAACAAUCACAGACAAAGUCAUGAGAUAAAUGAAAGUUUUCUUGAUCAGCUACCAAGUUCUAGACAUCAUCCCUGGCAGAGAGAUGCUAGUCAAAGAAAUAGAAAUGAUGAUCUUCAUUUGAAUGAAAGAAAUUUUCCUGACCUCCAAGAUUUGGGCAUUCACAUAGAUCUUAUCAGUGACUAUACAGCAGCAUUGUCAGACCAACCAGAUAUAAACAGUGUUCAAAGUUUGAAUAAUGAAGUUGAUGAAGAAGAAGAGAGAGCUGGGAGGGGAGGAAAAGUGAAAGUCUAUCAUUUUGGUAUCAUUUGAAAACCUAAUUAAUUAUCACUUAACAAUGUGAUACUGGUUGUUUCUGAAUUCAUUAUGCCAGAUUGUCUCCUGAAGUACUGAGCCAGUAGUAAGCAAGUCACAUACCAUUCAGAGUAUCUCUUACAUAUUUAUUUUAAACUAUUUAAUUUGAUUAAAUAUGAAACACUACUCCUAAUAGAACAAUAAUUGAUUGUGAUAUUCAUACAAAUUCCAUUGUAUUGUGAUAUUUGCCUUGUUCAGUAGGCGCUAUUUGUAAGAGGUUGCCAUAUUCAAUAUUAUCCAAUAUUAUGAUUCAUAAUUUGUUCAAUAUUUUAUAGUGUCAAUUAUGAUGUGACCUGGCAGAAUGCCAACUCUGAUGAAAUUUUUUUUGUAAAAUAAAAAAACUUUGAAUUGACAUUUUCACCUUGUAUGACAAGACUGUGUAGAGGAUUAUUUGUGUAAAUAUGUAUUCAAUUAAUUUGUGCAUAUAUUAUGUGAAUAUAAAUAUAUAUAUAAAUAAAAAAACAAGUUGUUAUGAAAUAUUAUAUUUUUUUAAUUAAAAAAUAUUAUUACUAAAUCUUUA
Molecule: messenger RNA, 3198 nt
Organism: Biomphalaria glabrata
Lineage: Eukaryota; Metazoa; Mollusca; Gastropoda; Planorbidae
Product: WD repeat-containing and planar cell polarity effector protein fritz homolog
Exons: 26
Coding region: 666-2636 (656 amino acids)
Biological process (GO): nervous system development; establishment of protein localization; cilium organization
Cellular component (GO): axonemal basal plate
Molecular function (GO): protein binding
Source: RefSeq, a predicted model, not a curated record